AUGUAUGGUGACGUGUUAUUGGAUGAUCAGGUGCCUGGUUAUUUGACUAAUUGGAGCUGCGAUUAUGAAUUGGCCCAGGUUGACACAUCACAGUAUCCGUUCCCAAACAAACUAUGGCACAUAAAGCCAGCAAAAGAAAUUGCUUUGAAGACGACAGCUAUGUUGGUUGUGGGCAUCACAGGGAUAUUCCUCAACUCCAUCAUCAUAAUCAUCCUCGUGAAGAACAAAUGGCUUUGGACUGCCAGCAACUAUCUUAUCGGGAAUUUAGCGUUCAUUGAUUUGAUUACGCUAAUCUUCUGCCCCUGGUUUAUGCUUGUGCGGGAUUUCUAUCAGAACUUCGUUUUGAAGAACUUCGGUUGCAGAUUUGAAGGGUUUCUGCAAGCAUCUCUUCUGUUGGCUGGUGUGGCAGCAGUAAUACUGGUGUCAUACGACCGACUAGCUGCAGCAACCUUAACAGCCGAAGCUAGAAUAACGAAAAAGGCAGCACCGAAGCUUAUUGUUGCAUCAUGGAUCAUAGCCAUGGGGCUUUCUUUACCGUGGAUUAUAAAGAGAGAAUAUAUUGAACGCCAGUGGUUGGACUUCUUGGAAACAUAUUGUUUUGAGGAACGCCACGUGCUCGGCAUUUACUGGCACUGCAUCAUCAUUCUACUUGUCUGGGUGCCUCUUGGGGUUAUGAUAAUUACUUACGGCGCAAUUAUAUGGAAAUUGGAAAGAAGCGCCCGAGAGCUAUCCUCUCGUGGUGGAGGACAAACUAUAGCACAAGCCAGAGGCAAAGCUAUACGGAUAACAGCAUGCAUACUGCUAGCUACGGCGGUGUGUAGAGUACCUUACACAGCCAUGGUGUAUUUGAGAAAUAGUCUGCCUAACGAAAUCAAUGCGGUUGAAGGUGGUUUUGACAUAGUCUGGUUCGCAGCCAGCUAUUUUAUGUACGUCAACUGUGCAAUCAACCCGCUCAUCUACGGUUUUACUAAUAUCAGAUUUCGUAGAGCGAUGGACCGUACACCCGGUGUUGCGUUCUUCAAAUUUGGCACUUGGUGCUGUGUUUGUACUACGGUUGUAAAAAAGAAACAAUCUCUCCAAAACAACAACGUUGAAAAAAUAUUUGUUGUUGUCGCCAGUCCACGACCGAAACGGAAAAUAUCGAGAGUUGUCAAAAAUAUCCUACAUAUCAACAAACAGAGCGUCGAGUUGACUAUGCCCAAAGUUGAUGAAGUAACUACAAAACCUACUAAAGUUACACCAUUAAAGAUUGAUCAAUUAGAAUCUAAAGUAAAUGAUGUUGUGUACGUACCACAGAUUGCAGAAGAUACCAGAAGUGAAAAAAUAGUAAUUAAUGAAGAAAACAGUAAAUUAUAA
Messenger RNA from Bicyclus anynana (squinting bush brown), 1356 nucleotides. RefSeq names its product RYamide receptor (gene NGR-A34). The coding region runs from base 1 to 1356 and encodes 451 amino acids. Gene Ontology annotation, molecular function: G protein-coupled receptor activity. The record is from RefSeq and is a predicted model, not a curated record. Lineage: Eukaryota; Metazoa; Arthropoda; Insecta; Lepidoptera; Nymphalidae. The transcript is spliced from 7 exons. Gene Ontology annotation, biological process: G protein-coupled receptor signaling pathway. Gene Ontology annotation, cellular component: membrane.